Molecule: messenger RNA, 2869 nt
Organism: Ceutorhynchus assimilis (cabbage seed weevil)
Lineage: Eukaryota; Metazoa; Arthropoda; Insecta; Coleoptera; Curculionidae
Source: the annotation of a GenBank genome assembly
UCUCAAUUCAAAUAUUUUGCUGACAACAACAAACAGGCAAAAUGUGCAUUUUCCCUUUUAGAAACUGAAUCAGACAUUUAAAAAUUAAACAAAUAAAUGGAAUUUCCUCAAAAAACAAUGUAAUUUCCUUGUAAAUUUCCAAUUUAAACUUGUAAAAUUUCCAAGGCGCGUGCGCCCCUGUAUUACCCACAAUUCAGUUGGACGUUAAAAAUUGACGGAACAAAAAUCAAAAAUUGUUUUCUACUUAAAAGUGAAGUGGAAUUUUUUUAUUUUUUUGAAAAAUAAGACAAUAAUUAUUGUUUUUGAGUGUUGCACGUAGAAAUAAACACAGCAAUAUGACAAACGAAAAACAACUAAAAAUCAAAGAAGAAAUUCUGGAAGAAGAUGAAGAAAAUGAGCACAGCGACGAAAUGCCCGAAGCUGACGAUGACCCCAACACUCUGGGGCCCGCCGCUUUGGGCCUGCAACGAGUGGGCACGAUUGCGCCCCCUAAACCGGCCCCGAAACAGCCCGCACAAGUUUUAAACGCUCGCGGAAUGCCUGCUAGGAUUCGGAAAAGGAAUAAGUUGUUUUUCGAUGAUGAUAUUGUUAAUACUCCACAUCAUAGGGUCUCCAGUGCCAAAAAGCCUAGACAAACUCCAAUGAAAAGAACCCCAAAACUCAAAUCUGAAAGUGCUACUAAAUCAGCUAAAAGAAACACGCACCGCACCGUUUCUCCUUUGCCCAGAGUACAAUCACCUGAUAGAAAAAUUGGUCAAAAAAUUGGAAUGCGCCUACGAAAUUUGCUCAAGCUGCCCCAAGCCCACAAAUGGGUUUGCUAUGAGUGGUUUUACAGCAACAUCGACGGUUGUUUGUUCUCGGGCGAAAACGAUUUUCAAAUUUGCCUGAAAGAAUCCUUUUCCGAACUGAAAACACGCGAACUGAAGCGCGGAGAAUGGACCAUAAUUCGUAAAAUGAUGGGAAAACCUAGAAGAUGUUCGCAAGCCUUUUUCAAUGAAGAACGGCUCGAAUUGGAAAAAAAGAGAAAAAAAAUCAGGGCCUUGCAACAAAGAAAAGCUACAGAUUUAGCAAGCUUCAAAGAUUUGCCCGCAGAAAUUCCAAUGCAAUUGGUAAUUGGCACCAAAGUCACUGCAAGACUCAGAAAACCUUCGGACGGUCUUUACACUGGCAGCAUCGACGCAGUGGACCCCUCAAACAACACAUAUCGCAUCACAUUCGAAAGACAAGGCCUCGGAACCCAUUCAGUACCAGACUAUGAAGUUUUAUCCAACGAACCACCAGAGACAAUCAGUAUCACAAGUUUGCAAAGCAAAUUCAGGCCCAGAGCCAAUGGCACUUUGCAAUUUUCGCCUGACGUCAAGAGUCCAGCAUAUAAAAGUAUGUCUUACAGGAAGGAUCCUUUAUUGUCAGUUUCUAUGUUGAACCGUCCAAUGUUUCCAACUAUUACUGAAGGAAAACUUGGUAGUUAUCCGGUUAAGCUGUUGGAAAAAAUGGUGCUGGUUAAGAGGAUUUUGACUUUGAAGAAAAGCAAAGUGCAACAGCUGAGGAACAUGAAUACAGAAGCUGAAAUUUUGAAUUCUUUUGAAGAGGAAGUGAAUGAAGAUUUUGAAAGAAAGUACGCCACCAUUUUAAUUGAUUUGGAAAAGUUGAACUCAGAUUUGGAGAUGUUUUUGGAGGAAAUGCAGGUUUAUUGUCAAGAAAUCGCACCAGGACCAAGCAUUCUGGCCAUGCUAGCUCCAUCAGUAUUGCGAGAAAAAUGUAAAGAAGAGGCAAAAGAAAUCGUGGAAAGACAUCGUUCAGUCGACAUGGAAAGAGGACCUUGCAAAAAUCUCACAAUUUUAGAACUAAUCACAGAUUUGACGGCUCUGAUGUUGCAAAUUAAAAGUUUGGCCGUCAACGACCAUAACGCUUACGAAUUACAAGUUUUAGAGGGCACCGUGCAGAAUAUCAAACGAAAAUUGAGCCCGGCUAAUCAGCAAGUUUUCCAAAAGUGUGUUGAAGUGCACAUGAAACAAAUCGAAGUGGGAUUGUGGAAUAUUAAUUUGGAUAAGUUGGUUAUAGGAAAAAUUUAGUGUGGGUUUUAAAAUAUUUCAAUGUGUGAUUUGGUUUGUGUUUGUUUGUAUAUUUAAAAAAAAUUAUAUCAUGAAUUAUUUAUUGUCUCAUGUUUGUAUAGGUAAACUUUAUGUUGGCAUUGGUGCAGUAAUUUGAGCUGACAAAGCCACUAAGUCUAAGUCUAUAGCUGAUCAUUUUAGCAAUAAAUAUGUUUGUUAAUUUAACAGAUCUAAGUUCUCUGGAGUUUCGUUUUUAUGAAGAUGAGCAGGCAAAUUUCAAUAUAAAAAGUCUCUCAUUGGGAUUUUUUUUCUAAAAUGACAUCAACACACGUUUUGCCUCACAACUUUGUUAAUUGCAAGCCGAUCUCAACGUAAUUAGGCUUCAAUUAUAGCGAAUUAAAUUUUCUAUGAAUCACGAAAAAGUUCCAAUGCAGGAUAAGCUAUUUUCAUUAAGGUGAAUUAAUAAAGAUCAACUUGCAAAAUCUGAAUUAAGCAAACAUGCAAUCUCUUACUUCUAAACAUUUUUCUGGUAAACUACUGAAGUGGUCAUUAUGAAACUUUUAGGAUAAAAAGGGUAAAAUCCUACGAAAGCGUAGAGGGGCCACAUCCUACUUUUUUUUUUGGUAUCGACACUUUUUUUACGAAAUUUCGUAAAAAAAGUAUAUGUAUACAUAUUCUUCGGUAGAGAAAGUCAUUAUAUACUUUUCGCAUUAUAAAAGUCGGUAUUUGACGGACUUCUCUAACUUGGUAUAUAAUAUACUAUUUCCAUAGCCCAAUUAUGGACGCCUGUAGUAUCAAAAAUAUUUAGAAAUUAUUUG